AGUUAUGCUAGGUGCACAUCCCUGGUGUGGUUCCUAGCUUCAGGUUUGUGCCUGUGCUGAGCCUGAUCAGUGUAUCAGUUUGUAAUAUAAGAGGUAUCAUCUCUUUGGCUUGGGCAUUAAAAUGCGUGGGAUAGAGGUUAUGCAGGCUUAGAAGUGCUUUGGCUUAUGCUUUCUUGUUUUUGCAUGUCUCCAUAAAUGUGAGUGGUAUUUGAGGAGGCACAAAUCUCUCUCUCCUUAGACUGUGCAUUUGGAAAGAUAAGAGUAUUUUGUGUCAAAUGCAGCCCUGCCAAGCCCUUGCAAGAACAUUAAAAUACAAGUAAUGGCUAAAUUACCCGAAAUUGCUUUACGUUCCUCUGGUCCAAGUCUGUUGUAUUUAUUCUUUCUCAAAGGAUUGAAUAUAUACCAGAUAGUUCUUAUUAAAUAAUACCAUGUUAUAAAUCAACCCUGAUACAUUAUAUUCUGGCCCAGAGAGCUCUGUUGCUGCUGAAGUAUCUGACACAUCUCAGGAACAAGAGGAACAGGAUCAGAAAGCUAAACUUGCAUCCUCUGAAACCAACAGGUUCAGGGUGGUGUAAUGGGAACAAAGCAGCACAGGAUGGGGGCAGACCUCGGUCUCAGGAAGGAGGAGAGGGUUUUUCACUUCACUAAACAGAAUGGAAACUAAUGAGCUGCACAACAUGGGAGUUAGGGGAAAAGGAAUUGCAUUCCUCUUGACAAGCUGUUUUGUUCUUGGGCAGAGAGGCUGAGGGAGUGCUGCUGAAGUUAGUCCUGGAGCUGGGCAGGGGAGUGCUGGGUGGCUCCCAGCUGGGAUACCCCACUGCUGUGCCGGCUGUGCUUCUCAAACCAGCUGGUAGAAGCACACAGAUGGGCAAAGUAGACAUACCUGUGUGUGCAUGUCUGACUGACAGUCAUCAGUGAAACCAUCCACGAAAUAUUCUGUCACAAAUGGAACUAUAAUAUGUCAUACUGUUAAAAAUACUGGGAGAUGUUCAGGAUGAGAAGUCAUUUUUGUACCCCUCUUUGACAUUCACUCCUGUUUGGAAACGGUGUCAGAUGUGCUGAAAUGAGUAUGUGUGCCAGAAGCCUGAGGCAGGAGGGAGCUGGGCAGCGUUUUUCUGCAGCCCCUCCUUGUGACCAAGGCUGCAGCCAGGGGUGGGCUGUUUGGCCAUCCUGCCUGCCUGCCUGGUGCAUGUCUGCCUCCUACUGCGGGCACCCUGGGGCCUUCAGCUGGCAGACAGCUGCUUGAGGCCAGCUGCUGGCCUGCUCCUACUGGCUGAGCAGCACAGGAAGGUUCAUGGUGUUCUUCAGACCUGAAACGUAACCCUACCUGCCACAGAAGGGUGGGAGACAGAGGAGACUGUUAUGGCCAAGAUGCAGGGAGAAAGAAUGUGCCAUUCAAGCUUGAAGAAUGCAACAUGCAUGACACAAGGCUUGCAUUUGUGUGCUGCUGUGUUUCCAAGCGCCAGGGUUGGGACAGGCUUCCCAGGUCUUUUCUCAACAGGGAGAGGAGCCCUGUAUAGUUAAACUAUCUGUGAACUGGAAUCUUACAAUUUAGCAUUUUUAUUUGGGAGUGUGGUUUCCUUUGGUUUCUGCUUUCAUUUUCCAAAUUUCCCAAGCCUGGAGAGAUGGGAUGUACCAGUAGUGCCAGGCAGAGAGACAGCCCCACCAGAAUCACUGUCAGAAGGUGUCCGACAAGCUCUGCAGCAGUUUCACUCUUGUACUACAUACCUCGAUAGUGAGGAGGACUUCUUACACUGGCAUAUGCUUUAAGGAUGAGCCGUAAAGCAGCCCUCCCAUCAGGGCUAUCUUCACCCAGGUGUGAGGCUGUAUAUACUGCAUUGUCUGCUGUUAGAACUAAUUCACAUCCAUAGUCCUAAUUCACGCCUUUUUUGUUGCGGUCCACCAGACACGUCUUGCAUCUUGGCAGGAGGUAAUGAAUACUCUGUGUUGUUACCUCUUUGGAAGUAUUGGACAACCAUGUCAGAGUGUACCUGGGCUGUUUGAUGGAGCUGGUCUGCAACAGUACAAGACUUAAGAAGGUCUUUGUAGUGGAACUAUCAAAUAAAGCAUUUAAAUUUAACAGUUUUUAAUAUCUAAGCUUCCUAGGAGACUCUUCACUGUUGACUGCCCUUCAAUAAAUAUGCUGCAGUUAUAUUUGCUCUUUCAUCAAAAAUAUUGAUUUAAUUAAAGUGUUAUUUAUUGUUUCUUCUUUUUUAACUGUAAAAAUAGGAGAAAAUCUCUGUUAUGGUGCUAGCUGAAACAAGUGCUGUUUUCCGUGUGGUACAGGUUACUAAUGCUGCUGAUGUUAAUUUACAAAUAACAAAGAUAAACUUGUACAGAAGUGAGACAGGUAGCUUGGCUUCUCAUAAAUGUUUUUUCUUGAAGCAGAGAAGAGUGGUUUCACCAGUCUAAUUUGUUGCUGUCUGGAUUAUCUACACAGUAAAAGAGAACAUUUCCCAUAUUGGUUUAUUGGGUUGCCUGGUAUUCUGCAGCAGCAAAUUAUCAACGGUCAGAAUGGGAUAUUCUUAUUCUCUUGUGUUAAACUCUACCCCAAACCUCUUCCCACGUACCAGAGCAACUGUCAGUUUCGUAAGGAAUGUAAGCUCCUACAUUUUCAUGGAAGAUACCUUAUUUGUUUUGAAGAGUUACUGUUCAAAAUCAGUGUUUGACUCUUUCAGAACUUGCCCGGGAUGGUUGGCUCAGUCCAGCCAUAAUUGUAAGAAUGACAUGUCCUGGGGACAUGCUCUGCAGAAAGGACGCAAUUGAGAUGAGGCUCUCAGGCAAAUGGCUAUUUAAAACAAGCAAAAAUCCAUAUUAUUGAAUAAGUGAUUUGUACCAUGAAAUGUUCACUAGAAAAUCAGCACCUCAUCCUGGUAUAAAACAGGGUAGGUUACAGUAAAAGGAAUGUUUGAAGGAACUGAUAUACAGAAUGGUCUGGAAGCACUGAAUAAUUCAUUUAUUAAUAUUGUUGAUUGAAAUAUGUAAAAGCAACUUGCUGCUUUGAAAGUAAUGUCAGGUGAAUAUAACCUAGAGAAGCAAACUUGAAUGUAGGGAAGAAAGUUUCUCUUUCAUUUCUGAGUGAAUCAUUCAGCAUUUUAAAAAGAAGUGGACUGAGCCACAGUUAAUAAAGCUCCCUUUUUGAUAUUAGCAUCAAAUGUAUCCUUGGUGAGAUGGACUUCCCUUGGCUCUAAGGUAGAGAGCAUGACGUGUUUUAGGACUAUUUUGUGAAUUCAGGAACUGUUGCUUGGAAAAAAGAGAACUGUAGCUACCUUGUUUUAGUUUAAAGAGCAGUCCAGGUGUAUUCCUCUGUGAAGUGAGAUGAGAUUUUUAUGGCUUUGAAAUGACAAUAGAAGGUAUGAAGUACUGGUUCUGAAUUGUGAUUUAUUUUUUUUUAAUUUCUAUUUUUUUGGAACACCAGUUUUGGCUUUGCUAGAGCAUUGGCUGUUUUUCUCGUUUCCUGAUUCAGAACUGCAUCUAAAAAUAUGUCAUUUCCUAAUAUUGAUUUCCUUUAAGCAGCAGUAAUAGCGUGUGUGAGGAUGUUAUGUCUGCAUUGGGAAGGGAAAAGUUGCCCAGGGUUACGCAUAGCAGCGAGGCACUCACGGGACGCUCCCUGUCUGAACGUGCUCUGCAGCAUAAAAACAGGCUAAGGCCUCUCCAGGGUCACAUGUGUGGAUUUCGCUGUCAGCUGUUGAGUUCAUAGGUUGCUGUUCAGCUGUGUUCUUCACAUUUGUUUUUCCCUUUCAGAGAUCUUUGGGGAUCCUGGAGAUGCAAGGAACAGCAAAUAGGAACCAUCAGCAUUUUGUUCAGUGAAACCAGCAACUUACGCUGAUGGUGUCCAUAGGAAUGGCAGAAUUUCUGACAGCAGUUCCUUUUUAGUGAAGAUGGCCAAGGAGAUUUUUCAAAUGGAGAUUGCUGGUUGGAGCUCCUCGGGAAAAGGCCUUUCCAUCCCAACAAGCCAACAGAACAGGCGGGCUGUACAGCUGUGACAUCACAUCUUCAGACACGCGCUGCACACGUGUUGUGUUUGAUGAAGACACUGACCCAAAGAUGGAGAGCAAAGAAGACCAGUGGAUGGGUGUAACUGUCCAAAGUCAGGGGCCAGGAGGAAACGUGGUGACAUGUGCACAUCGCUAUGAGAAAAGGCAAUAUGUAAACACAGUGCAAGAAACCCGGGAUAUCAUUGGAAGGUGCUACGUGCUGAGCCAGGAUCUCACUAUUAAGGAUGAUAUGGAUAAUGGAGUAUGGAGUUUUUGUGAUGGUCGCUUAAGAGGCCAUGAGAAGUUUGGUUCCUGUCAGCAAGGUGUUGCUGCUACUUUUACUAGAGACUAUCAUUACAUUGUGUUUGGCGCCCCAGGCACUUACAAUUGGAAAGGGGUGGUUCGUGCAGAGCAAAAGAAUCAGACAUUUUAUGAUCUGGGUAUCUUUGAUGAUGGGCCUUAUGAAGUUGGUGAUGAGAGCCGCCAAGAUAAGAAUCUAGUUCCUGUUCCAGCUAACAGUUAUUUAGGUUUCUCUUUGGACUCUGGUAAAGGAAUUGUCUCCCAAGAUGAGAUGACUUUUGUGUCUGGUGCACCAAGAGCCAACCAUAGUGGGGCAGUUGUUUUACUGAAGAAAGAGAAAAAUCAGAGAGCGCUUACACUGGAGCACAUGUUUGAAGGAGAAGGGCUGGCCUCUUCUUUUGGUUAUGAUGUGGCUGUUGUGGAUCUCAACAGUGAUGGAUGGCAAGACAUUGUUGUUGGAGCCCCACAGUACUUUGAUAGAAGUGGAGACAUUGGUGGUGCUGUGUACAUCUACAUUAACCAACGAGGCAAAUGGGAAGGAAUAAAACCUGUUCGCUUAAAUGGGACCACUGACUCGAUGUUUGGUCUUGCAGUUGAAAAUGUUGGGGACAUUAAUCAGGACGGAUAUCCAGAUAUCGCAGUAGGGGCUCCAUAUGAUGGUUUUGGCAAAGUAUAUAUUUAUCAUGGAUCCAAGAAUGGAAUAAAUACAAAACCAGCACAGAUUCUUGAUGGUGAAAAAACAGGCACCAAUUUCUUUGGUUACUCUAUUGCUGGAAACAUGGACCUGGAUAAAAAUUCCUACCCUGAUAUUGCUGUUGGUUCCCUUUCAGAUUCUGUAUCUGUGUUCAGAUCUCGACCUGUCAUAAGCAUUACAAAAAGCAUUACAGUACAGCCUGACAAACUUGACCUAAAGAAAAAGAACUCUGAAGAUCCCAGUGAAAUAUGGAUGGAUGUGAAAGCAUGUUUUCAGUAUACUGCAAACCCUCGUAAUUUAAACCCAAGAAUAAAGAUCAACUAUACUUUUGAAGCAGAAAAUGAGAGGAGACAAUUAGGCCUGCCAUCUAGGGUACGGUUUAAGGACUAUCUAUCUGAUCAGUUCACUGCAAGUACCACCCUAGUGGGGCAGAACUCCAAACAGUGUGUGACAGCCAAGCUUGUUCUGCAGGAAAAAAUUAAAGAUAAGCUGCGCCCAAUUCCUAUAGCAGUCAGUGUUAAUAUUGCUGGCCUGGAGUCUGGCUCAUCAUCCACCAGAAAAGAGAGAGCGCUUCCGGACCUUAUACCAAUACUAAAUUCAAAUGAAUCUGAAACAAAGAUCACAAAAGUGGAGUUCUUGAAAGAAGGAUGUGGAGAAGACAAUGAAUGUCACAGCAAUCUGAAACUUCAGUACCGGUUUUGCACUAGAGAAGGAAAUGAAGACAGAUUUACCUAUUUACCAAUUGAAAAUGGCAUUCCAGUGCUCGUUUUAAAAGAUCAGAAAGAUAUUGCCCUGGAAAUAACAGUGACAAAUAAUCCAUCUGAUGCAAGAAAUCCACAGAAAGAUGGAGAAGAUGCAUACGAAGCUAAACUAAUUGCAACUUUUCCAGAUAGUCUGACUUAUUCUGCAUUCAGGGAGAUGAGAGGAUAUCCUGAAAAACAGCUCACGUGUGGUGCUAACCAAAACGGCUCUCAAGCAGAGUGUGAACUUGGAAAUCCGUUCAAGAGAAAUUCCAAUGUAACCUUUUAUCUGAUCUUAAGUACUACUAAAGUGAAUGUUGAUACAACAGACUUGGACAUUAACCUCAAGCUGGAGACAACAAGCACUCAAGUAAAUUCAACUACAAUUACAGCCAGUGCUAAAGUGGUUCUUGAAUUGCUUUUGUCGCUCACUGGAGUGGCUAAGCCUUCUCAGGUAUAUUUUGGAGGUAACAUCGUUGGUGAGAGUGCUAUGAAAUCUGAAGAUAAUAUUGGAAACCUCAUAGAGUAUGAAUUCAGAGUAACCAACUUGGGCAGGCCACUGAAAACAUUUGGUACAGCUUCCCUGGAUAUCCAGUGGCCAAAAGAAAUUAGUAAUGGUAAAUGGCUGCUGUAUUUGAUGAAAAUAGAUUCCAAGGGCUUGGAAAAGAUUUCCUGUCAACCACAGAAUGAAAUCAAUUUUUUGCAUGUUGCGGAAUCCCAUAACUCAAGAAGAAAGCGUGAGAUUGCAGAGAAACAGAUUACAGACAGCAAGACAUUUUCUUUGUUUUCAGAAAGAAAAUAUAAGACCUUGGACUGCAAGGUGAAUGCACGGUGUGUGGACAUAAAAUGUCCUCUGAAAGGCUUUGACAGCAAGGCAUCGAUUUUGUUGCGUUCCAGACUGUGGAACAGUACUUUCUUGGAAGAAUACUCCAAAAUGAACUACCUGGAUAUUCUUGUUAGAGCCUCAAUCAGUGUUCCUGCUGCAGCUAAGAAUGUCAAACUUACAAAUGAAGCUGCUCAGGUGCGUGUUACAGUCUUUCCUGCAAAACCAGUAGCCCUUUAUACAGGAGUGCCUUGGUGGAUCAUCGCAGUGGCUAUUUUUGCUGGAGUACUCAUGCUUGCGCUCCUAGUAUUCUUGUUAUGGAAGUGUGGGUUCUUCCAGCGAUCCAGGUACGAUGACAGUGUCCCCCGCUAUCAUGCUGUAAGAAUUCGAAAAGAAGAACGAGAGAUCAAAGACGGGAAAUGCAAGGAUCUUGAGACAAAACAGUGGUUCACAAAAUGGAAUGAGAAUGAAAGUUAUUCUUAGGAAAAAGUUGUUUCCCUCCUCAAAGUUCAGAUAGAGCAUAAUGCUUUCGUUAAUGGUAAACUCGUGGACUUAGACCUAUGAACACUAUGGACAUUUUCGCUGUUUGUAUGUAGAUAUUACUACUUAUACUGCGCCUUCUGUUUGCACAGUUAAAAUUGCUUUGUGAGUCCUUAUUGGCACUAUUUAAUUUCCACUCUGCCUCUUUUUCCCCCCUUCAAAUCUAACUCAGGGUUUAGAAGACACUGUGUUGAUUUGGGCUCUCUUCUGCAGAACAUGCAAACCCACUCUGGUAGGCUUUUUCCUGUGCUCCUGAUGUUCCUGGGAAUGCCAGCAAUGCAUGAUUGAGAUCAGCAUAAAUUCUCCAGCCUUCCCUUAAAGCGUGGUCCCUUACAAACACACUGGCCUUAACAUAUGUAGCUCAAGUAUCGUCCGAAGACCUGCAAAUCUAUUUUAGUCAUAAGCUUUGCUGCCACAAUAGCUAGGGCUUACAAAAAGCAUCAUCUUCAGUUGUAUGCAGAAUAGGUCACGUUGCUCAAUUUUUAAAAUCAGAUUAUGUAAAUCUUGCUCACAACAAAUAUACACAGGUUGUUUUUUUGUUAGUUUUUUAAAAAAGAGGCUUGAAUAUUAGAUGUACUUUUUGUAUAUAUAUAUAUUUUAGUCAUUUUUGUAUUUAUUUUUGUUAUCAGUUGUUGUCUUUGACUAACUGAUAGGCCAAAGACUUACCUGAACCUUGAAACCACUGUGCUUAUGAACUUCAGAAGAUGAGACCUGAGGCUUUCAUUGUAUUUUAAUAAAUCACUGAAGGUGCCAAUACUUUCUAAAAAUGUAAAUAUUUAUUCCAGUGAUGUAUGUGGGAUUUUUUUUUCCAUGAUAUUUGUAACUUGAUCUGAUAGGAACUACCAGGUUUUGUCAUAUGACUUUGUACAUUACUUCAGACUAUUAAGCAGUUCAGACACCAAGCAUAGGUAGGGAUUUUAAGAUACAGUUUUAUGCUUUACUACAAGUGAGAAGUUCUCUGGAAACAGCUUUCCAGCUUCAUAAGGACUUCCUGUCUGGCAAAAGGUGUUGACUACUACAACUGUUACAAAGCACUUGACGAGGCUGUAUAUGCCUAUCUUAGCUACAAGGAUCUGAGCUGAUCCACUUUGAGACUACUGAACCCUCUUGAAUACCCGAGCGUUCUUAAGACAACAGCCACAAUGUUGUGCUUAUCAGCAGUCUAAUCAUUGAUAAAACUGUAUAAAGAGUUUACCCUUUUUCUUUUAUUCUUCUUCUAAAGCACUGGUACUCCUUAAGAAUGAAGAUUAGUUUGCAGUUGCUUAUUCCAUAUAGAACGAAAUUCUGCUCAAGAAGCAUGCAUGUUAGUUGUUAGCAGUUUAAACUAUGCAAAAACCUCUUGGUACUUUUUCCUCUCAGAGGUGAAAACCUGCAAUGAGGGCAGUUGUCAGGUGAUUGAUUUCUGCUACUAACUUUUAAGAUACCUUUUUAGAAGCUAUGCUCACCUAAAAUGCUAUUCUUACAGAAAGGGCAGUAAUUUAGUAGGCUCUUCUUCCUCCCACUAAGUAAUAUCAGCACGUGACCCUGAUUUUAUGAAUCCUGACAAAUGCAUUUAGCUGCUACUCAGUUUUUGAGCUUUCUUAAAAACAGCUUAUUCACUGCAAGGCUCAGCAGCAUAAGAAGCCAGGCUAACGAGGUGCUAAGAUGCUUGACAACCAGCUACUCCCAGCCUCUGAUUUAAAAGCAGAUUGUGGCCCUCUCCUGUCAAGACCAUGAAUGUCUUUGCAGUGCUAAACUGAAAAUUGUUUUCAAUAAGUCACAUCACUGGCAAACUUUUAUUUCAAACUUUUUUUUAAAUACCAGCUAACAAUGCUACAUCAUUCCAUUAUUAGAAAUUACCUGUGGAUAUUUGUAUAGAAGUGUGAAAUAAAUUUUUUAAAAUUAAA
Messenger RNA from Phasianus colchicus (ring-necked pheasant), 8960 nucleotides. It is a transcript of the gene ITGA6, whose product is annotated as integrin subunit alpha 6. Gene Ontology annotation, molecular function: integrin binding. Gene Ontology annotation, cellular component: integrin complex; external side of plasma membrane. Gene Ontology annotation, biological process: integrin-mediated signaling pathway; cell-cell adhesion; cell adhesion mediated by integrin. Lineage: Eukaryota; Metazoa; Chordata; Aves; Galliformes; Phasianidae. The record is from RefSeq and is a predicted model, not a curated record.